This is a messenger RNA of Triticum dicoccoides, 1363 nucleotides long. RefSeq lists its product as uncharacterized. Lineage: Eukaryota; Viridiplantae; Streptophyta; Magnoliopsida; Poales; Poaceae. Bases 1 to 1251 code for a protein of 416 amino acids. The transcript has 3 exons. The record is from RefSeq and is a predicted model, not a curated record.
AUGGCGUCUCUGACAAGAGCCACUAGCAGCUUCUUGGCUCAGCCCCGCAGGGAACACACCAUCUCAACACUAUGCCUCAAGCUUUAUCUCAUGGGCAACUACUCGCGUGACAUUGGCCUGCUAGUUAGCAAUGCCAUUGACUGCAAGAUGCUAAAAGAUUUGGAACUCGCCAUUUUAACUGAGAUGGAGGUCAAGGACUCCAAAAACGAGGUUAUGUUACGGCAAGCUCGGGAUGUGGAUGGAUUUUUCAGUGAGUACCCUAGUGUUCUUCGCUGCCUCACAAGGCUCCAUCUACAUAAUGUUCGCUUCGCCGAACGCGACAUGAAUCACCUCCUGUUUGAUUGUUGCAAGCAAUUGCUGCACCUUCGUCUGGACCACUGUGACACUGGGGACUUAUCUGUAUGGAAGAUCAAUGCGCCACAUUCGAAUCUCAGAGUUCUAGAAGUCUACUUGUCCUCAUUGAAAAGAGCUGAGCUGCUCUGCCUUCCAAAACUAGAGCGGGUCCGUUGGCAGGCUUGGUUGUUUCACGAGGCCCCCUUGUGUUUUGGUUCUGUCCCGUCACUCAAGGAAUUGUACCUCAAAUGUGAUGCAACUCUCUGUCACCAAGACUUUAGUUUAAGCCAGGUUCUAGAUGGUACCACAAACAUACACACUAUGACCUUAAACUUUCGAGGAGAAAAGAUCUGGAUGCAACCAGAAAGAAAACAACUCUGCACUGCAUUCAACAAGCUAAGAAAGUUGUUUAUUCAUGGUAUCUUUAUAAAAUUUGAUCUGUUACGGACAUUAAAUCUCAUCGAAGCUACUCCAUCUGUUGAGACAUUUGAUGUUGAGAUGUUUGAACAUCCAUGCCUGGAGGGUGAUGAAGCAAGAAUAAGAUGUUUUAGUGCUCAGAGAGUGGAACCUUCAUGGAAGAUUCCUGGGUUCACGAGCUGUCAGAAGUGGCAAUUGAAAGAGUUUCAGUUUGGUGGUUUUAGGCCCCUACUGAAGCAUCACUUGUUAUUUGCAAGUACCGUGAUGGGUCGAGCUCCAGAUCUGAAGACGGUUCUUCUGACAGAUGGUCAAUAUCCAUGCAAGGGCUGUGAUGCAAUGAUCCCUAUACCUCCUCCUGUAGGGGGCUUCUUUCCAAGGGACAGGGAUACACAAGAGGCAAUAGUCAAGCAACUUAGAGAGAUCGUCCAGUCCUCAGCACAGAUAAUUUUCCGUGGUGGUUCGACACACCCCUCUCGAGCCACCUGGUCAUGUAUUUAUUAGCAAGCAGAGUACAAGAGAUCAUGCCAGUUUUAUUAUAUUUUGAACUUACAGAAUCGUAGGAGAGUAAUUCCCUUUGUAUCCUUUAUUAUUUCUCUCUAUCAAUUUUGUCAAA